This is a messenger RNA of Panthera uncia (snow leopard), 639 nucleotides long. Its product is annotated as small nuclear ribonucleoprotein G-like. Gene Ontology annotation, cellular component: SMN-Sm protein complex; catalytic step 2 spliceosome; spliceosomal tri-snRNP complex. Gene Ontology annotation, molecular function: RNA binding. The record is from RefSeq and is a predicted model, not a curated record. NCBI's taxonomy places the organism in Eukaryota, Metazoa, Chordata, Mammalia, Carnivora, Felidae. Gene Ontology annotation, biological process: mRNA splicing, via spliceosome; spliceosomal snRNP assembly. Bases 1 to 231 code for a protein of 76 amino acids. The transcript has a single exon.
AUGAGCAAAGCUCACCCUCCUGAGUUGAAAAAAUUUACGGACAAGAAAUUACCAUUGAAAUUAAAUGGUGGCAGACGUGGCCAAGGAAUAUUGCGGGGCUUCCAUCCCUUUAUGAAUCUUGUGAUGGAUGAAUGUGUGGAGAUGGCAACUAGUGGGCAAGAGAACAAUAUUGGAAUGGUGGUAAUUCCAGGAAAUCAUAUCAUCCUGUUAGAAACCUUGGAACGAGUAUAAACAAUGGGUGUGUUCACCGGAAGAAACCAACCGCUUUCACAUGUCCCCUCCAUAGCAUCUGUUUUACUACAAUAUAAAAAUCAGGUCGUGCGUUUUCAUAUUGAACUUUUAUGCUAAAUAAACUUUCUUAAUAGUCCAAAAAUGCUUUCGCAGGCAUUCUGAACAUGAAAAAUUGAAUGGUAGCUCUUAUUCUAGUUUUUUCUAACACGAGCUGUUCCUGGUUGAGACUGAUUUGUUCCAAAGCUUUAACGCAUUAAUACGGAAGAAUCUGAUUAAAUGUGAGGCGUGACUAGGCUGGCUUUUUUUCAUCUUUUAAUGGAAAGAUAAAGAACCUGCAAACCUGAGCAGAUUUCUUCUGAAACAUUAACUGUAAUUUUCAACACUCUUGUAAUAGUUUUGAUGUACUCU